AUGAUAAGCGAUAAGCUAUCACUUGCCUGUGCGAUGAAAACGCUCCUACAGGUGUUAGCGCUUGGACUAUUGUUCACUUCUGCCAAUUCAGCUGGAAAAUGUGAUCUAACAUCUCCACCAAAUUCAUGGUUAGUGACGACAGGCAUUGGUAUCAUGAAAUGGGCUACUGCGGGUGUGCCAACAAAUGGUGACAAUUAUUGCGUGAACGGCGAUCCAACAACAAUCGUCGAAGUCGACUAUCACAUUGAUCUGAGGAAAUAUACUACCGACAAAAUCGCUUCUAUUUCUCGUCAUCAUCAGAACCUGUGGGAUAAUCCUGACAAUUAUUGUGUGAUGGACGAUCCACAAAUCCAUGUAUGUUUCCCGUUUUGCUCAACAGAACUGCAAAAAUCGAUAAUCGAAGCAGCUCUGGCGUCCGGAGAUCCUGCAACGGUGGCGAGAACUAUUCAACGAUCAGUAAAUCUUGAACGUUGGGCGACUACUGUCUUGCAGGUGGAUUUCAACAAUCCUGCUGCUCAUAUAAAUGCCACUAGUUAUGCAGAUCCAGAUGUCUGGUGCAGUGUCUAUAUAGGCAUUGAUCCCAAUGAUCACCGGCCAUCAUAUCUCUUCGAGAUUCAACUUGGAAAGAUUAUCUUUUAA
This is a messenger RNA of Cylicocyclus nassatus, 639 nucleotides long. Lineage: Eukaryota; Metazoa; Nematoda; Chromadorea; Rhabditida; Strongylidae. The record is from the annotation of a GenBank genome assembly.